AUGGAUUCAACACCAAGAAGAAAGAGUGGCCUCAACCUCCCAUCUGGGAUGAAUGAGACUUCUUUAAGACUAGAGACCUUUUCUUCUUCAAGUUCUUUUAGAGCAGUAACAUGCGUAUCAUCACCAAGAGCAAUAUCAAGUUUAUCUUCACCCUCAAAAACCUCUUCUUGUAGUGAUAGAUUCAUACCAUGCAGAUCAUCUUCAAGGCUACACACUUUUGGACUUAUAGAGAAAGGAUCUCCUGUUAAAGAAGGAAGCAAUGAGGCAUAUGCGAGGUUGUUGAAAUCUGAGCUUUUUGGGUCUGAUUUUGGUUCUUUUUCUUCUCCUGCAGGUGGUCAAGGAGGUUUGAGCAGUCCUAGCAAGAAUAUGUUGAGGUUCAAGACUGAUCAUUCAGGGCCUAACUCGCCCUAUUCUCCUUCAAUCUUUGGACACGAGAGUGGGAUUUCUAACGAGUCUUCUACUCCUCCUAAACCACCAAGGAAAAUCCCCAAGACACCCCACAAGGUUUUGGAUGCCCCAUCACUUCAAGAUGACUUUUAUUUGAAUCUUGUAGAUUGGUCCUCACAGGAUGUACUCGCCGUUGGGCUGGGAACUUGUGUCUAUUUAUGGACUGCAUCAAAUAGUAAAGUGACCAGAUUGUGUGAUUUAGGGCCUAAUGACAGUGUAUGCUCUGUGCAAUGGACCCGGGAGGGCUCAUACAUAUCAGUUGGUACACAUCUUGGUCAAGUUCAGGUGUGGGAUGGAACACAGUGCAAGAGGGUCCGAACCAUGAGCGGGCAUCAAACAAGAACAGGUGUCUUGGCUUGGAACUCGAGGACACUAGCAUCAGGAAGCAGGGACCGGAAUAUACUCCAGCAUGAUCUUCGCGUUUCCAGCGACUAUGUUAGCAAACUUAUUGGUCACAAAUCUGAGGUAUGUGGCUUGAAAUGGUCAUAUGAUGACAGAGAACUUGCAUCAGGUGGAAAUGAUAAUCAGCUCUUGGUAUGGAACCAGCACUCCCAGCUACCAAUUUUGAAACUGAUUGAACACACAGCUGCUGUCAAGGCCAUUGCUUGGUCACCCCACCAGAGUGGUCUUCUUGCAUCUGGAGGUGGAACUGCUGAUAGAUGUAUUCGCUUUUGGAACACGACCAAUGGUCAUCAAUUAAACCAUGUUGACACAGGAAGCCAGGUGUGCAAUCUAGCUUGGAGCAAGAACGUUAAUGAGCUGGUCAGCACUCAUGGGUACUCCCAGAAUCAAAUUAUGGUGUGGAAAUAUCCAUCAUUAACCAAGGUUGCAACUCUAGUUGGUCACAGUAUGCGAGUACUCUAUCUUGCCAUGUCUCCUGAUGGUCAGACAAUAGUGACUGGAGCAGGGGAUGAGACUUUGCGAUUUUGGAAUGUCUUCCCAUCUAUGAAAACGCAGACACCAGUGAAAGAUACAGGACUUUGGUCAUUGGGACGAACCCAGAUUCGGUGA
Dovyalis caffra is the source of this 1458-nucleotide messenger RNA. NCBI's taxonomy places the organism in Eukaryota, Viridiplantae, Streptophyta, Magnoliopsida, Malpighiales, Salicaceae. The record is from the annotation of a GenBank genome assembly.